AAUCCCCAAACUUGAAAAAUCCAAGAUGAAUUGUAAAUAUUACUGUGACAGAUUUUUGGGCUGGGUGUUCAAUAACAAAAUCAUAGUGUUCCUCAGUUUACUAUGUUUCUGCUUGUUUGUGUCGACACUGGCUAUGGCUGGACAGAGAAACAGGCUUAGUAAUGAAUUGAGUGAUUUGACUAGUACUACUACAACUACAACUACGCCGCAACCAGAAACUGGAGAUAAUAAUACCGUUACAGAUGGAGGAACAGAGGACAAUAAUACAGGAAAUAAUAAUACAGAUACAGAUAACAUUAUUACAGGAGAGAAUAAUGCAGGUGGAAAUAAUAAUACCGAUACAGAUGACAGCAGUAAUGGACAUUCUGAGAUAGAUGAAGGAAAUACUGACACAGAAGAUGACGAAAGUAGCGCAGGUAGUGCCCCCUCUAAUCCCAAUUCUCCAGAAGCAGAACCAAACGCUAGAAAUGUAGAAGAGAGUAAACCAGAAGAACAUGCUUUACUUGAGCCUAGUAGAAAUAUUGGGUUGGACAGUAAUCUUCUUCAGAUUCUGGCCGGUGGUGCAUAAAAAAUAAAUAUAGUACGUGUAAAACAAGCUUUACUUGACCCUAGUACAAAUAUUGGGUUGGACAGUAAACUUCUACUUCAUAAAAUAAAUAUAGUGCGUGUAAAUAAUGUGUACAUACAUUUAAGUGGUAGAGGUUGUAAGUUAUUUGUAUUAACUGAAAAAAUAUUGUAAGCCUCAUCGAUCUAAACUGUCGCUGACGUUUUUAUGAUGAUUAUUUUAGAUACAUAAUAUUUAA
Molecule: messenger RNA, 803 nt
Organism: Aricia agestis (brown argus)
Lineage: Eukaryota; Metazoa; Arthropoda; Insecta; Lepidoptera; Lycaenidae
Product: putative proline-rich receptor-like protein kinase PERK6
Exons: 2
Coding region: 26-568 (180 amino acids)
Source: RefSeq, a predicted model, not a curated record